This is a messenger RNA of Naumovozyma dairenensis CBS 421, 1554 nucleotides long. RefSeq names its product amidophosphoribosyltransferase (gene ADE4). Gene Ontology annotation, biological process: purine nucleobase biosynthetic process; purine nucleotide biosynthetic process. Lineage: Eukaryota; Fungi; Ascomycota; Saccharomycetes; Saccharomycetales; Saccharomycetaceae. The transcript has a single exon. The record is from RefSeq and is a predicted model, not a curated record. Gene Ontology annotation, molecular function: amidophosphoribosyltransferase activity. Gene Ontology annotation, cellular component: cytoplasm. The coding region runs from base 1 to 1554 and encodes 517 amino acids.
AUGUGUGGUAUAUUAGGCAUAGUGUUAGCUGAUCAAUCCAGUGCAGUGGCGCCUGAACUAUGUGAUGGAUGUAUAUUCUUACAACAUCGUGGACAAGAUGCAGCAGGAAUAGCAACUUGUGGUCAACGUGGACGAAUUUAUCAAUGUAAAGGUAAUGGUAUGGCUAGAGAUGUAUUUACACCACAACGUGUCAUGGGACUUGUUGGAUCUAUGGGUAUUGCUCAUUUAAGAUACCCAACUGCUGGAUCUUCCGCAAAUAGCGAGGCUCAACCGUUUUAUGUGAAUAGUCCUUAUGGUAUUAAUUUGGCUCAUAAUGGGAAUUUGGUCAAUACAGUUUCUUUGAGUAGAUAUAUGGAUGAAGAUGUUCAUAGACAUAUUAAUACUGAUAGUGAUAGUGAAUUAUUAUUAAACAUAUUUGCUGCUGAAUUAGAGAAACAUAAUAAGUAUAGAGUUAAUAAUGAAGAUAUUUUCCAUGCAUUAGAAGGUGUUUAUAGAUUAUGUCGUGGUGGAUAUGCAUGUGUUGGUAUGUUAGCAGGGUUUGCCUUAAUCGGGUUUCGUGAUCCCAAUGGUAUUAGACCAUUAUUAUUUGGUGAACGUGUUAAUAAGGAUGGUUCUAAGGAUUAUAUGUUAGCAUCUGAAAGUGUUGUACUUAAGGCUCAUAAUUUUUUAAAAUUCCGUGAUUUAAAUCCAGGUGAAGCUGUUAUUAUUCCAAAGGAUUGUAAUGGAGAAGAUAAAUGUCCCGAAUUUAGACAAGUGGUACCAAUCAAUUCAUAUAGACCAGAUGUAUUUGAAUAUGUUUAUUUUGCAAGGCCAGAUAGUGUACUUGAUGGGAUAUCAGUUUAUCGUACGAGGUUAGCCAUGGGUGUUAAACUAGCAGAGAAUAUUAAGAGACAAUUAUCAUUAGAUGAAAUAGAUGUUGUUAUACCAGUGCCGGAUACUGCAAGGACAUGUGCGUUACAAUGUGCCAAUACAUUGGGUAAAGAAUAUAGAGAAGGGUUUGUUAAGAAUCGAUAUGUGGGUAGAACGUUUAUUAUGCCCAAUCAAAGAGAACGUAUAUCAUCUGUGCGAAGGAAAUUGAAUCCCAUGGAAUCAGAAUUUAAAGAUAAAAAAGUUUUAAUUGUGGAUGAUUCUAUUGUUAGGGGGACAACAUCACGCGAGAUUGUUAAUAUGGCAAAGGAAUCUGGUGCCACUAAAGUAUAUUUUGCUUCUGCUGCACCAGCUAUUCGUUAUAACCAUAUUUAUGGUAUUGAUUUGACAGAUACUAAGAAUUUAAUUGCAUAUGAUAGAACCGAGGAUGAAAUAGCUAAAGAAAUUGGAUGUGACAAAGUGAUUUAUCAAUCUUUGGAAGAUUUAAUUGAUUGUUGUAAGACGGAUGCUAUUGACAAAUUUGAAGUUGGUGUAUUUACAGGUAGUUAUGUUACAGGGGUUGAAGAUGGAUAUUUGCAUGAAUUAGAAAGAGUACGAGCAUUGAAUGCUGCAGCAGCAGCAACAGCACAGCAAUCUGACUUAAAGGCAGAAGUCGAUAUUGGCCUUUAUAAUUGUGCUGAUUACUGA